UAGCUUUGUUAUAAAACCGAUAAGGGAGCCUGGCAGCCUGGGUUUUAUCCAAGAGAUGAGAGUUUGAACUUUGAACAAUCUUGUGCUACAUGAACAUAUGUAGCAACAACCCUUAUUCCGAACAGUCUCGCGACACCCUUAGCUGUGUCGCAUUUCUGUUCACCAUGGGAAAGCGCAAGAAGAGUUCGCGAAAGCCUCAGGGCAAAAAGAAGAACGAUCCCCUGCCUACCAUCUUCACAUGCUUAUUCUGUAACCACGAACGGUCUGUCACAGUCGAAAUGAACAAGAAGUCCGGCGUCGGUGAAUUGGAAUGCAAAGUUUGUGGCCAGAGGUUCCAAUGCGGUAUCAACUAUCUUUCAGCACCUGUCGAUGUCUACAGCGAAUGGAUUGAUGCAGCAGAUGCUGUUGCGAAAGACGAUAAUGCUGCUGCUGCCUCAGGCUCAGGCUCAGGCUCAGGUUAUCGAGUAGCCUCAAAACAGUCAGCAGCUGGUCGCUAUGACGACGACGAAGACGACCGCAGAUACGAGGGAGAAGGUAUUGUGGGAGACGACGAGGAGUUUUAAGCAGUUAUGAUAUGAUACCUCUCAUGGUGCAUCCGGGUUUGCUUUAUCAGAUCGACGAUAUAAAAAUAAAGGGGCAGUGGCAAUGACUGCAUCAUAUGGCAUGCUGUUACUACCUCCAAUACCCUAUCUGUCUAUGCGUUUAUUCUCCAUAGA
Daldinia caldariorum is the source of this 716-nucleotide messenger RNA. RefSeq names its product Elf1-domain-containing protein. The coding region runs from base 90 to 563 and encodes 157 amino acids. The transcript has 5 exons. Gene Ontology annotation, molecular function: RNA polymerase II complex binding. NCBI's taxonomy places the organism in Eukaryota, Fungi, Ascomycota, Sordariomycetes, Xylariales, Hypoxylaceae. Gene Ontology annotation, cellular component: transcription elongation factor complex. Gene Ontology annotation, biological process: transcription elongation by RNA polymerase II. The record is from RefSeq and is a predicted model, not a curated record.